AUGUUUACAGUAUCUGACUCAUAUCAAAGAGAACUAAACAGAUUUCUGGACUCUAGUGAAAAUCAUAAUAAAUGUGGAGAAUGUGGCCUCCCAAAUCCAACGUGGUGUUCAACAACGUAUAAUCUAUUCCUAUGUACAAGGUGUGCUACUGUACAUAAAAAAAUAUUGAAUCAUGAUCCUGAUUUGUCAAUUAUAAAAUCAAUAAAGUUAGAUUAUUGGACUAAUGAUGAAUUGAACAAGUUUAUUAAUUCAGGUGGUAACGCAUAUAAUAAAAGAUUUUGGAAUCCAAAGGAUAUCAAGAACUUUGAUGAUGCCAAUUGGGAAAAUUUCCUUAGAGAUAAAUAUAUCCUUAAGAAAUUUAGGUACGAACAGGAAAGAACUGAGAGAAAUCGUAUCUCUUCUAGGUUAGGAGGGACAAAUAAAUUAUUAACCGGUAGAAUGGCAAAAGAUUAUGAAUUGAGUAAGUAUUCAAGGCAGCUUCGAAGUUUGAAGGAUAUGGGGUUUAAUGAUGUAGAUAAUAAUGUUGAAGCAUUGAACAUAUGCAAUGGUAAUAUUAAUAAGACAAUAAAUAUAUUGACUUCCAAUGAAAGAUCAGCGAGUGCUGAACCAUUACCUCCAUCAUUACCAUCAAGGCCUCAAAUUUCAACAGAGCCCAAACCAGCUAUUUUUGAUGGAUCCUCUCCCUUUGCUAGUGACGAUACAUCGUCAUCCAUUAGACAAAAUGGACCCAAACCGGCCGUCUUUGACGGAUCUGCAAUUUUCCAGCCGCAAUGGAAUGAUCAGCUUUCUACGCCAAAUGGAUUCACUGGACAAAAUCAAAAUAUGGCACCAAGCAAUUACUCUCAACCACCAAUACAGUCUACGGGUCAAAUCCCAGGGCAAUCUAAUGGAUUUACUACAAUGCAGUCAUAUCCAGACCCAAACCUAACGGGUUCACAACAAACAUUUCAACCUCAAGCACAGAACCAACUUCAAUACCAGCAACAACCGCUACAAACCUCCGGAGGAUAUCAAGGACAAUUGCAGCAACCCCAACAAUUCGAUUCUAGCUCUAUGAAUUCUCAAGCGCAACGGCAGUCAAACAUAUCGAAUAUGUUCGUGUCUCAACCUCAAUCAAUGCCAUAUAAUCCACAACAAUUUCAGUAUCAACAAAGCCAAUUUGAUUCUAAUGUCCCUUCGCAAACACAACCAUCAAUAGCGCCAUCGGCUGUUAAUGCAACUACAAUUCCUUAUGGUCAACUCCCUCAAGCACAAUAUUCGCAGUAUCAACAGCAGUAUCAACAGCAGUACUCACAGCAAUAUCCACAGCAAAAUUCAUCGCAGCAGUAUCAACAAUUUCCAUAG
Molecule: messenger RNA, 1344 nt
Organism: Naumovozyma castellii
Lineage: Eukaryota; Fungi; Ascomycota; Saccharomycetes; Saccharomycetales; Saccharomycetaceae
Exons: 1
Coding region: 1-1344 (447 amino acids)
Source: RefSeq, a predicted model, not a curated record